UGCUCCUGAAUUUAUUGUUUACCUAAUUUUUUUUAGCUCUUUUUUUUUCAUUAUUAACGAAUAAAUUGGAAUAUCUAAUUGCCAAGUGACAGCUUUCAGCAAAAUUAAAAAUGCCAAGUGCACUUGUUCUACUCGCCGAAGGGGCAGAAGAAAUGGAAACCGUCAUCACAGUGGAUGUUCUAAGACGCGGAGGAGUAGAUGUGACACUUGCAGGUAUUGAUGGUAGUGAUCCAGUUGUCUGUAGUAGACAGGUGAAAAUUGUUCCUGAUAAGAGUCUUGACGAUGCUUUGAAAUCUGGUCCUUAUGAUGUGGUGGUUUGUCCUGGUGGAGCAGGAGGAGCAAAUAAUCUUUGUCAGUCUGCAGCAGUUGGGAAUCUGCUUCAAGAACAAGAAAAGGGGGGACGAUAUGUAGCUGCUAUUUGUGCAGGUCCAACAGCUUUGAAAGCUCACAAGAUAUGUGGUGGAAAAACAGUUACAUCUUAUCCAAGUAUGAAAGAUAAAAUGGUGGAAGGUGGAUACAAGUAUUCAGAAGAACGUGUAGUUAACGAUGGCAAAGUAAUCACCAGCAGAGGUCCAGGAACAACGUUUGAAUUUGCUUUGAAAAUAGUGGAAAAAUUACAAGGAGCAGAGAAAGCCAAUUCAUUGGUCAGUCCAAUGCUUGUGAAGAUGUGAUUGAAUAAUUUACUAUGGCAGAGUUUGGUGCUUGUUAAUUUUCCCAUAGUGACAGAAAAGACUGUGAAAAUUGUUAAAUAAUUCAAAAGUGUGAAAAAGAUCACUAUCACUCACCUGUUAGUGGUUAAAUUAUUAAGACAUAUUUUAAACUAAAUCAUGUGAUAAUCUGAUAAGUUAUAGAUUUCUAAGGCUUUGUUGACUAAGUGUUUUAAUAGAGUUAAUGCUUAUAAAUCAUUGCAAAGCAGUUAAUGUUAUGAUGAUUUUCUGAAGGAAGUCUCAGUCAUGUUUUAGGCGUUUGCUAUUUGUUUUUUAGUUGAGCAGGGAAUUAUUAUUGAAUUAUUCUUUCCCUUCUUAUGGUAAUGGAAAUUUUGAGUCUGUUGAAUACUUCUUCAAAGAGGAAUCUCUGAAGAAUAAAAAGCUUUUGCCCCAAUCGUGCCAUAAUAUGUUUUAUUCUAAUGUCAUUUUCUAUACUGCUUCACAUUUAUAGAAUAUCAUGUUUUGUUUAUUGAAAAUUAAAAAAAUAUAAACAU
Messenger RNA from Mytilus trossulus (common blue mussel), 1201 nucleotides. RefSeq names its product Parkinson disease protein 7 homolog. Gene Ontology annotation, biological process: glyoxal metabolic process; glycolate biosynthetic process; response to oxidative stress. NCBI's taxonomy places the organism in Eukaryota, Metazoa, Mollusca, Bivalvia, Mytilida, Mytilidae. The record is from RefSeq and is a predicted model, not a curated record. The transcript has 5 exons. Gene Ontology annotation, cellular component: cytoplasm; nucleus; mitochondrion. The coding region runs from base 111 to 671 and encodes 186 amino acids.